UGGGGCACCGUCAUCGCGGGCCGCAUUCGUGAAUUCAGCGAAUUUUUGAUGCAUUACAACUACAAUAUUAAUUCUGAAAGGAACUCCUGUCAAUACAGAUAGAACGGCCAAGACGAGAGUUUCCUCUUGCAUUCAAUUGACCAUUCAUCCUCCUUUAAACCCAAAGCAGAGCUUCGGAGAAAGGAUAGGACAGAAUAUUUUCCAUCCUGCCCCUCCAAAUUUACCCCUCUAUCUGCAUUGAACGACCAUGUCUUCCAGAUCGCAAUUGAGGUACUCUGAACGAGCGCAAAAGCAUCCUAACGUGCUCGCGAAGAAGCUGUUCGAAAUAGCGGAGGCAAAGAAGACUAAUGUCACUGUAUCUGCCGAUGUCACGACUACGAAGGAACUGCUGGAUCUAGCUGACCGUCUCGGCCCCUAUAUCGCCGUGAUCAAAACCCACAUUGACAUCCUGUCCGACUUCAGCGAAGAGACCAUCUCCGGCCUGACGGCGCUCGCGAAGAAGCACAACUUCCUCAUCUUUGAGGACCGCAAGUUCAUCGAUAUCGGUAACACCGUCCAGAAGCAGUACCAUGGUGGAGCUCUCCGGAUAUCUGAGUGGUCCCACAUUAUCAAUUGCGCCAUCCUCCCCGGUGAGGGUAUCGUCGAGGCUCUCGCCCAAACUGCUUCGUCGCCAGAUUUCCCAUACGGAAAGGAGAGGGGACUGCUUAUUCUAGCAGAGAUGACCUCCAAGGGAUCCCUUGCCACGGGAGAGUACACGAAGGUCUCAGUCGACUAUGCCAGGAAGUACAAGGACUUCGUCAUGGGCUUUGUUUCGACGAGGGCAUUGUCGGAGAUCAAAUCGGACGUGACCACGGCUUCGGAUGAUGAGGACUUUGUGGUUUUCACCACCGGUGUCAAUCUGUCGUCGAAGGGUGAUAAACUUGGACAGCAGUACCAGACACCUCAGUCAGCGAUCGGCCGCGGUGCGGACUUUAUUAUUGCUGGUCGUGGGAUCUACGCUGCGCCGGAUCCUGUUGAGGCUGUUCAGCGCUACCAGCAGGAGGGUUGGGAGGCAUAUGAGGCUAGGGUUGGCAAGCAGUGAGAAUAUUCUAUGAUCUGUCUUUUUAUAUUUGUAGCAGAGUCGUGGCUAUAUAACCCUUUUGUGACCCAGAUACAGUAUGCAUGCCACGUGAUGAUUUCAACAAGGUAUUUCCCAAAUACGAAAUAAACCUUCUACCUACUUCAAAUUCCAAUAUGCCGAAUAGCGAAAAGAAAAAGACAUCACUUCCUCCGACCUCUCCUGUAACAUUCAAGGGAAGCUGAGCUCACGUAUGCAAAGUGACGGGCAGGGAUUUGCUGUCCUUGAGUUCUCCGAGAUACCGGGAAAGUUGGGGAAGGGUGAUGCGAAUAUAGUCUUGUUGGCUAAGUUGAAGGUGGACUCGUGGAGAGUGUCGGGUUAAAUUGAGCCCGUACUGUCAGUCUAUAUUAUAGAGAUAAAUGCCGAAGACUAAAUUCAAUCUAGUGAAAUUAGAGACCC
This is a messenger RNA of Paecilomyces variotii, 1516 nucleotides long. RefSeq names its product orotidine 5'-phosphate decarboxylase PyrG. Gene Ontology annotation, cellular component: cytosol. The record is from RefSeq and is a predicted model, not a curated record. Gene Ontology annotation, biological process: 'de novo' UMP biosynthetic process; 'de novo' pyrimidine nucleobase biosynthetic process. NCBI's taxonomy places the organism in Eukaryota, Fungi, Ascomycota, Eurotiomycetes, Eurotiales, Thermoascaceae. Bases 248 to 1081 code for a protein of 277 amino acids. The transcript is spliced from 2 exons. Gene Ontology annotation, molecular function: orotidine-5'-phosphate decarboxylase activity.